This is a messenger RNA of Sorghum bicolor (sorghum), 1433 nucleotides long. Its product is annotated as transmembrane protein 184C. Bases 179 to 1087 code for a protein of 302 amino acids. The record is from RefSeq and is a predicted model, not a curated record. Gene Ontology annotation, biological process: transport. Gene Ontology annotation, molecular function: transporter activity. The transcript has 5 exons. NCBI's taxonomy places the organism in Eukaryota, Viridiplantae, Streptophyta, Magnoliopsida, Poales, Poaceae.
CCCCCCGCGAGGUCGACGCGGAUUUUUCUUCGUCUUUAUACCGCGGGCAGGCGGACUGGCGGAGGGAACCGAGUCGCCACCGGCGUCGCGAGGCCGAGGCGAGCUAAUCUGACGGCGGCAGCGACGACGACCCCAACGACCUCGCGCGCGGAGGCUGCACUGCUCCAGCCAAGGCACCAUGUCACUCAUUUCUCCAUUCCCGGCGGUGGAUAUAAGUAAAAUGGAUCCCCCGACUCUGACCCUCCUUGGGGCAGCUGGUUGUGUAAUGCUGACUUUGCAUUUCACUGUGCAAUUGGUGUCACAACAUCUCUUCUAUUGGAAAAAUCCCAAGGAGCAGAAAGCUAUACUUAUUAUUGUGCUAAUGGCUCCACUAUAUGCUAUCUCUUCCUUUGUGGGUCUUCUUGAUAUCCAGGGUAGCAAGACAUUUUUCACAUUCUUGGAUGCUGUUAAAGAAUGCUAUGAGGCACUGGUGAUUGCUAAGUUUAUGGCAUUGAUGUACAGCUACUUGAAUAUAUCCAUCAGCAAGAACAUAGUCCCUGAUGAAAUCAAAGGGAGGGAGCUUCAUCAUUCCUUCCCUGUUUCUCUUUUCCUGCCAAGCAAGGUCAGAUUGGAGCACAAGACAUUAAAGCUUCUGAAGUAUUGGACCUGGCAAUUUGUUAUUGUUAGGCCAGUAUGUUCCAUUCUGAUUAUUGCACUACAGCUUCUUGGGCUGUACCCCAGUUGGGUCAGCUGGACGUUUAGUAUUAUACUGAACUUUUCAGUCUCCAUGGCCUUAUAUGCCUUGGUUCUUUUCUACCACUUGUUUGCUAAAGAGCUGGCACCUCACAAGCCUCUUGCAAAGUUCUUGUGCAUCAAAGGGAUUGUCUUCUUCUCUUUCUGGCAGGGUUUUGCGCUCGAUAUUCUAACUGAAGCAGGUGUGAUCAAAUCCCACCAUUUCUGGCUGGACGUGGAGCACAUCCAGGAGGCGAUCCAGAACGUCCUGAUUAUCCUUGAGAUGGUCGUGUUCGCCGUCAUCCAGCAAUAUGCAUACCAUGUUGCCCCCUACAGCGGCGCUGACAGGGCAAAGUUCGAGAAGAAGAACGAAUGAACCAAGUUUCCAAAAGGAGUGAAAAAAAAAAACCUUGCUCUCCGCUUUGUGGUCUGAUGGAAAUGGAGCACCGGUAUUUCCCUUACGGAUGGUCAGACACGAGUUCAUCGAGUCUCGCGAGUACUGUAGUAUAUUUGGUAGCUAGGUAUCGUGCUGUAAAAGUACAAUGUGCUUGCACACUGAAUAAUUUUGCUAGUUUUGACGUUUUGAACGUUGUCGCUGGGGCUAUGUAGCCAUGGCUGUUCAUCUCGCUCUCUGGGGACUGGGGGGAAUCCUUUUAUGAAUAAAGCUACAGUCCUGUUCUACAGAGGCCGCACUGGACUGAUUCCAAUGAGGCUGACUGCAA